This is a messenger RNA of Aplosporella prunicola CBS 121167, 1146 nucleotides long. RefSeq lists its product as uncharacterized. The transcript has a single exon. The record is from RefSeq and is a predicted model, not a curated record. Bases 1 to 1146 code for a protein of 381 amino acids. Gene Ontology annotation, molecular function: U6 snRNA binding; pre-mRNA binding. Gene Ontology annotation, cellular component: U2-type catalytic step 2 spliceosome; Prp19 complex; U2-type catalytic step 1 spliceosome. NCBI's taxonomy places the organism in Eukaryota, Fungi, Ascomycota, Dothideomycetes, Botryosphaeriales, Aplosporellaceae.
AUGCCGCCGCAAAUCAAGCAGGACCUCAACCGGUCCGGAUGGGAGACCACCGACUUUCCCUCGGUCUGCGAACGAUGCCUUCCCGACAACCCAUACGUGCAGAUGCUCAAGGAAGACCACGGUGCCGAGUGCAAGAUCUGCACGCGACCCUUCACCAUCUUCAGGUGGAAGGCUGACCGGACGUCGCGCCAGAAGCGCACAAGCAUCUGCCUGACGUGUGCGCGCCUGAAGAACUGCUGCCAGUGCUGCAUGCUGGACCUGUCAUUCGGCCUGCCCAUUACCAUCAGAGAUGCCGCCCUCAAAAUGGUCGCCCCGGGUCCCAACAGCAGCAUAAACCGGGAGUACUAUGCACAGGAGCAUGAGAAGGAGAUUGAGGAGGGCAGAGGCGCGGUUGAGGAGUACGAGAAGACGGACGAGAAGGCCAGGGAGCUGUUGCGUCGCCUUGCCACCAGCGAACCCUACUACAAGAAACAGCGGAGGCUCGAGUUGGAAGGUGGAGAGAGUGGACAAAAAGCGCUGCCUGCACCGGAAGGAGCCAAGCAUACACCUGGACCUGUUCGGACUCGGGAUACGAGAGUUGCGCCCGCAGGCGCAAAACUUGCGGCUGGACGAGGCCCUGCCGGCCGCGGCAGAGGUGGACGAGGAUUUGCGCAGCUCCCACCGCAGCCCCAAGACAUCCUGCCUCCUGCCGACAAGAACAUCACCUCUCUUUUUGUCACUGGCGUUGAGGAUGACCUCCCCGAACACGAACUGCGGAGCUUCUUCUCGAAACAUGGCCAGCUCCGAUCUCUUAUCUGCUCGCAUAGAUCUCACUGUGCAUUUGUCAACUACGCCAAGAGGACGGAUGCCGAGGCCGCCGCGGAAGCCUGCCAGGGCAAGGCGGUGGUUAAGGGUGUACCGCUCAGAGUACAAUGGGGACGACCGAAGCCGCUGGACACUAUGGAUCGCGAGGAGCGCAUUGCACACGCAAAGGCGGGGAGGCAGACAAGGGAUGCUAUUGCAACUUCUCAUGGUGGAAAGGGUGCUAUCAGUGCAGGACCCUCAUCGGCAGCUGCAGCUGGUACGGAUGACCUCGAAGACCUGAGUGCCAUCGCACCACCGCCGGGUUCGGAGGAUGUCAACUAUGCUAGUCUGGCUGGUAACUAA